Molecule: messenger RNA, 372 nt
Organism: Aspergillus glaucus CBS 516.65
Lineage: Eukaryota; Fungi; Ascomycota; Eurotiomycetes; Eurotiales; Aspergillaceae
Exons: 1
Coding region: 87-302 (71 amino acids)
Molecular function (GO): acyltransferase activity, transferring groups other than amino-acyl groups
Source: RefSeq, a predicted model, not a curated record
CUGUCAUAGCUCUAGGGCUCGGUAUGGACAAUAAACUUGAUUAAAUAAUAAUAAAGAGUAUGGAUGCUUACUAAGUAGAUUUGGAUAUGCUCUGCACGCACCCUGAUUAUCGUGGCCGAGGCGCUGGAAAGAUGCUUGUGGCUUGGGGCUGUGAACAGGCGGAUAAGGAUCGCGUCGCUGCGUAUGUGGAUGCGAGUCGUGAUGGGCGCCCGUUGUAUGCGCGGUAUGGGUUUGAGGAUCGGACGAUUGAUGAGCACAGGGCCGAGGGGAUCACCUCUAUGGUGAGGGAGCCAAGGUCGUGAUAUCUAUCGACAUAGUUCUCGGAGAGAAGGACGAGGUGACAUGGGCAUCCUAUUUUUAGCAGACAUGAUC